UCAUAUAGAUAAUGGCCAAUGGGGCUUUAGUGGAGAAGAUGUAGUUUGACCACCAAAAGUCAAUCAAGGUUGCUUCUAACCUUCUAUUGGAUCAAAUCAGCUCCACUAUUCACUAUUUCAACAAAUAACAAUCAAACCAUACAAAAGUUCCAUUUUUUGCUUCUAAGCAACCAAAACAUGGUUGCUGUAUUCAACAAAGAACUCUUAAGCUGGUACCUAAUCACCCUCAAACUCAAAGAAACAGUAGAUGCCGGAAUCCCAACCUCUAGCCGUUCCAUCCAGUCCCCGACCCAACAGCCAUCUGAUGCACUGCAUAUCGAGAUCAACGGUGAGCCCGAGAGCCAGAAACACGGGCCCAAAUCACCAGAAUCCGAUUGGAUGAUCACGGUCCGAGAAAAGCUAGAGCUAGCCAAAAAGGAUGAUGUGGCUGGAACAUGGGGAAAACUAUGCAUAUACAAAGUCCCUCAGUAUCUAAAAGAUGGUGAAGACAAAGCAUACAUCCCAAACAUCGUCUCAUUAGGCCCAUACCAUCACGGCAAAAAACGUUUACGCAACAUGGACCGACAUAAAUGGCGCGCGUUUUACCAGAUUCUUAAACGAUGCGAUCAGGGUCCGAAACUGUUUCUGGAUUCGAUACGAGAAGUUGAAGAACGUGCACGCGAAUGCUACGAAGGACAGGUUACUAUAAGCAGCAACGAGUUUGUCGAAAUGAUGGUUCUCGACGGGUGUUUUGUUCUCGAGCUUUUUCGUGGGGCGGCUGAGGGGUUUAUGAAGCUCGGUUAUUCUCGAAGUGAUCCGGUUUUCGCUAUGCGGGGGUCUAUGCAUUCGAUUCAACGGGAUAUGAUAAUGCUAGAGAAUCAGAUACCUAUGUUUAUUCUUGAUCGGUUACUCGGGUUGCAAUUCGGUCAACCCGACCAGAAAGGGUUGGUGGCGAAGCUGGCGUUACAGUUUUUCGAUCCGUUGAUGCCAACGGAUGAACCGUUGAGUAAAAGCGAUCGGAACAAAAUGGAAUCGUCACUCGGGUAUGCGAGCCCGUUUGACCCGUUGUCCGACCAAACUUAUCUUCAUUGUCUCCAUGUGUUUAGACAGAGUUUGUUGCGGAGAGGGCCGCAAAUGGAACCGCGAAGAUGGAUCAAAAGAUGGUCGCAUAGUAGCCGUGUGGCCGACAAACGUAGGACGCAACUUAUUCAUUGUGUAACCGAGCUUAAAGAAGCCGGGAUCAAGUUUAAGAAGCGAAAAACUGACCGUUUUUGGGACAUUAAGUUCAAAAACGGGGUUUUAAAGAUCCCGCGGCUAUUAAUCCACGACGGGACCAAAUCGCUUUUUCUUAACCUUAUUGCCUUCGAGCAGUCACAUUUAGAUUGCGGGAAUGAAAUAACCUCGUACGUGAUCUUCAUGGACAAUUUGAUAAACUCGCAGGAGGAUGUCGGGUACCUACAUUAUUGCGGGAUUUUUGAGCACUGGCUAGGGAGCGAUGCUGAUGUGGCGGAUCUGUUUAAUCGGUUGUGUCAAGAAGUUGUGUUCGACAUCAACGAUAGUUAUCUUUCGGAGUUGUCCGAAAAGGUUAACCGAUUUUAUAACCAUCGGUGGAACGCGUGGAGAGCGAGUUUGAUGCAUAACUAUUUUAGUAACCCGUGGGCGAUUAUAUCGUUUAUUGCGGCCGGGAUUCUGUUGAUACUAACAACUGCGCAGACGUUUUAUGGUGUUUAUGGGUAUUACAAGCCACCUUCUUGAUGUUGUUGGAUUGCAUAUAUAGUUUGAUGGUUUUUGUUUGUCACAUAAUUGGGUAUGAUCUUCAUGGGUUUGCUAAUAGUUUGAUGGUUUUUUUUUUUUAAUAUUGUUUUUUUGGGGAUGAAAAUAUAAAUGUUGGAAAUAUUUAUAGAGUUAUGUGCUUAAGAUGCAAUUCUUGCAUAAAAAAUAUUUGUAAAAAUGUUUUGGUAAGUGUUGGAAACUGGAAAA
Molecule: messenger RNA, 1959 nt
Organism: Helianthus annuus (common sunflower)
Lineage: Eukaryota; Viridiplantae; Streptophyta; Magnoliopsida; Asterales; Asteraceae
Product: UPF0481 protein At3g47200
Exons: 1
Coding region: 178-1734 (518 amino acids)
Source: RefSeq, a predicted model, not a curated record